Balaenoptera acutorostrata (minke whale) is the source of this 5096-nucleotide messenger RNA. It is a transcript of the gene CCNT2, whose product is annotated as cyclin T2. NCBI's taxonomy places the organism in Eukaryota, Metazoa, Chordata, Mammalia, Artiodactyla, Balaenopteridae. Gene Ontology annotation, biological process: positive regulation of DNA-templated transcription, elongation; regulation of transcription by RNA polymerase II. Gene Ontology annotation, cellular component: cyclin/CDK positive transcription elongation factor complex; nucleus. The transcript is spliced from 9 exons. Gene Ontology annotation, molecular function: cyclin-dependent protein serine/threonine kinase activator activity. The record is from RefSeq and is a predicted model, not a curated record. Bases 465 to 2312 code for a protein of 615 amino acids.
UGACUGCCUCAAAAGAGGGAAAAUCUGGGUAUACUUUACCCACUUUUCUUUUUUUUCUUUUUUCCUUCUUUCUUUUUUUUUUUUUAAAGCUUUGACUUCAUUAUUUUGCUUGAGUUUUUUCCUUUACCUCCACAAUGUGUGUUAAUAUUAUUUAAACUUUCUUUUAGCUAAAGUAUAAGUCUUUUUCCUUUUAGAAUUCUACUUGCAAAACAAGUAAAACAGAUUUUAUAGACUGAGAUAAUAUCACCUACUGCAUUAUUUUUGGCUGCAAAAGUAGAAGAACAGGCUCGAAAACUUGAACAUGUUAUCAAAGUAGCACAUGCUUGUCUUCAUCCCCUAGAGCCACUGCUGGAUACUAAGUGUGAUGGGUUUGAGGGAUUGUUUUAUUUUGUCUUUUCUGAAGAGAGGAAUUUAAUUCUAAAAAAUAACGCACUGACCUACUGUGACAGUCAAGGAAUUACCACAUGAAAUAUCCUAGAGCUUACCUUCAGCAGACUCAAGAACUGGUUUUACUUGAAACCAUAAUGCUACAAACCCUAGGUUUUGAGAUCACCAUUGAACACCCACACACGGAUGUGGUGAAAUGUACCCAGUUAGUAAGAGCAAGCAAGGAUUUGGCACAGACAUCCUAUUUCAUGGCUACCAACAGUCUGCAUCUUACAACCUUCUGUCUUCAGUAUAAACCAACAGUGAUAGCAUGUGUAUGCAUUCAUUUGGCUUGCAAAUGGUCCAAUUGGGAGAUUCCCGUGUCAACUGAUGGAAAACAUUGGUGGGAAUAUGUGGAUCCUACAGUUACUCUGGAAUUACUAGAUGAGCUAACACAUGAGUUUCUACAAAUAUUGGAGAAAACGCCUAGUAGGUUGAAGAGGAUUCGAAACUGGAGGGCUAAUCAGGCGGCUAAGAAACCAAAAGUAGAUGGACAAGUAUCAGAAACACCACUUCUUGGUUCAUCCUUGGUCCAGAAUUCCAUUUUAGUAGAUAGUGUUACUGGUGUGCCUACCAACCCAAGUUUUCAGAAACCAUCCACAUCAACAUUCCCUGCACCAGUACCUCUAAAUUCAGGAAAUAUUUCUGUUCAAGACAGCCAUGCGUCUGAUAAUUUGUCAGUGCUAGCAACAGGAAUGCCAAGUACCUCAUACGGUUUGUCAUCACACCAAGAAUGGCCUCAGCAUCAAGAGUCGGCAAGGACAGAACAGAUGUAUUCACAGAAGCAGGAGACAUCUUUGUCUGGUAGCCAGUACAGCAUCAACUUCCAGCAGGGACCUUCUGUAUCACUGCAUUCAGGAUUACAUCACAGACCUGACAAAAUUUCUGACCAUUCUUCUAUUAAGCAAGAUUAUACUCAUAAAGCAGGAAGCAGUAAACACCAUGGGCCAAUUUCUGCUACUCCUGGAGUAAUUCCUCAGAAAAUGUCUUUAGAUAAAUAUAGAGAAAAACGUAAGCUAGAAACCCUUGAUCUGGAUGCAAGGGAUCAUUAUAUAGCUGCCCAGGUAGAACAGCAACACAAACAUGCACAGUCCCAGGCAGCCAGCAGCAGUUCUGUAACCUCUCCCAUUAAAAUGAAAAUUCCCAUUGCAAAUGCUGAAAAACCUGACAAAUAUAUGGCAGAUAAGAAGGAAAAGAGUGGAUCGCUGAAAUUACGGAUUCCAAUACCACCCACUGAUAAAAGUGUCAGUAAAGAAGAACUGAAAAUGAAGAUAAAAGUUUCUUCCUCAGAAAGACACAGCUCUUCUGAUGAAGGCAGUGGGAAGAGCAAGCAUUCAAGCCCGCAUGUUAGCAGGGACCACAAGGAGAAGCUCAAGGAGCACCCUGCCAGCCGCCACCACCCCGGUGGUCACAAGUACUCCCACUCGCACAGUGGCAGCGGCAGUGGUGGCAGCAAGCACAGUGCUGAGGGGGUACCACCCCCUGUGCUGAGGAGUCCUGUUGGCCUGAGCAGUGAUGGCAUUUCCUCUAGUUCCAGCUCUUCAAGGAAGAAGCUGCAUAUCAGUGAUGCCUCUCACAACCAUCACUCCAAAAUGAGCAAAAGUUCCAAAAGUUCAGGUAGUUCAUCUAGUUCUUCCUCCUCUGUUAAGCAGUAUGUAUCCUCUCACAACUCUGUUUUUAACCAUCCCUUACCCCCUCCUCCCCCUGUCACAUACCAGGUGGGCUACGGACAUCUCAGCACCCUCGUGAAACUGGACAAGAAGCCAGUGGAGACCAACGGUCCUGAGGUCAAUCACGAGUUCAGUGCACACAGCCAGCAUAUGGACUACAAAGACACAUUCGACAUGCUGGACUCGCUGCUAAGUGCCCAAGGAAUGAACAUGUGAUCACUUGUUUAGGUCCACUUUUCCUUUCCUUUUUUAAUUUAAAAAUGGUUAGAAUGGAAAACUUCCUCCUGAUCUAGCAGUGGUAACACCUGCUGUUACUGCCACUGCUUCAAUAUUUGUAAGUGCUGCUUUAUUCUUCAUUCUGAAAAGAAGAGAUUAUAGUAAACAAGUCUUUAUCUCCACAUAUGAUAGUGUUAUAAAUACUGUAAAAGCAUGGAAGGUGCAAAACUCAGUAUUUCUACAAUUGCAGCUAAGAACAUUAGGGUGAAUGGCUGGCUGCUUCUAGGAAUAUAAGAUGCCUCCAGCAUUUGUUUAUUUAUAAUUUGAAUACUGUAGCUAUUUUUUGUUGUUGCUUGGCUUUUGAAUGAGUGUAAAUUGUUUUCUUUUGUGUAUUUAUACUCGUAUGUAUGAUUUGCAUGUUUCAAUGAUAAAGGGAUAAAACAGUAUACUGACAACUGUUUACAAGAAAGUGGAGAAAAAUGUACAUACAUUUUUGUAUGUUUAGAUAUUACCAUAAAUACUCAGGAUUGGAGCUGCUUGUAAGUAUAACAAUAUACAGAAUAACUUUAUUUUAUCUUGUCAGAGUCCAUCACUAAUCUAAAACAAAGGUGGCACUUUUUCAUGUUAACCUUAAACUCUAGGCCUUACUGGAAGCCACUGAAGGGGGACACUUCACUACCAGAUGGGUAUGCAGUGCCACAGAUGGUCAUUUACACUGUGAGGCACUGAUUCUGCCUUCAGAGGUUCUGACCAGAUUGGCUGCUGAAAUAGCCCCUAAUUUUCUGAAGGCUUGAAGAGGAAAAAAUAAAGUUUACAUACUCUUGAUGUGAAGUGCAUUUAAGUGUUUGUUGGCUUGUUGCAGUACUAUAAACACAGAGCUGUUAAUAAUGGUUAUGUAGAUGACUGUGAUUUGAAAACUAAAUUCACAAAAACUUACAUUAGUAAAGAAUUAGUAAGUCUUUUUCUUAAAUAGAGAACUUGAACACUACGUAUCUGAACAGUAAACAGGAAUCGCUUGUCCUUCAGCGUUCAGAAGGACACCGUGUUCUGAAACAUACUUCUCCCCUGAAGCGCGUUUGUGUGUGAUGCCGUAUUUCUUUUUCAGGUAAAUGCAGUCUUCCGUAUAAAAACAAAAUUAAACUUAUUGCUCUUCAGUUCUUUUAUAUUCUAACAAUAAAUAAAACAAAAAGAUCAUUGACUGUGCAUUGUACCUGUAUUUAUAGCUUAUGGUUGUUAACAGGAAGCUCACUGAGAAAAAAAAAAAGGUAAGCCUCCAGGUAAACAGCUAGUGGAGGUUUUACAUUUGUUUGCACAUCUCAGUAUAUUCCUGUUGAAGUCAAGUUUGCACAGUCUUCUGACUUCGGAACAAAUGAUAGACUUUAACUUGUUUAAAAUUUGUCUUAAAUGCCGGUAACGUGGCUCUGGUUUAUCAGCUAAUCUUCAAUUCUGUGGUAAAUCUUUGGGCUGUUGAGUAUCUUUGAGAUAGGUUGAAUUCAACUUCUGUUGAAUUGAAAACUGUCUUAAUUUUUCCUCUAUGUAUAUGAAUUAUUUUUGUUACAAAGCCACUGAUAUGUGCACAAUUGUAAUUUUACUCAAGUAUGUUGCAGUUGUAAAUAUUAGAGAGUUUAAUCUCGUGCUCUACUCUUAUUUAGCAAUUACCUGAUCUGCCAGUAGCUUUAUAAUUUUUUUUUUAAGAUAAUUGUUCAUUAUUUUGUCAAUGUUAUUUGAACUUAGGAUACUAGGAUCCUCUUUCUAGGGACUUUGCCUAGCUAGCAUGUCCUAACUUUGUUCUUGUCUGGCAUAACUUUAGUAAUCUUUGUCAUCACAUGUAACUUUGUUACUCUGUAUGGCAUAUUAUUGUAUCCAUAAACAUGGUAAUUUUGAUACAGUUAUACUUUUACAGUGGUACAUAAUCCAAGGACUAGUAUAGAAUUAAGAUGAGUGCAAGAUGAGGGAGGGAAGGGUUUUGUUCUUGGUAAUUUAGAUGUGAAACCUCUAAGGAGCUAUCAUGUGAAACGACGUAGGGUGGUUGUGCUACUGUAUAAUUGGGUUGAUAAUACCAGGAAUUUUAAUAAGAUUUUGUAAAGAAUAUGCAGAAAAGUAGUGAACUUAUUUUCAGUAUGACAUAGAAAACAAUGUGAAUAUUUAAGGUCUGUGACUAUACUUCACUAAGAAUUUGCAGAAUUGUUUUGAGAUGUGAGAAUAAAGGUAAUUUUGUUGAAUCUUUAUUGGUGCUAAUGAUGGACAGUUAAAAAGGUAGCUAGUGUAUAUUGUUAUGGGUCAGUACUUAUUAGUACUUCCAAAAUUGAAUUUGAAAUGCUAUGUAUUCACUUUUCACUCUGUAAAUGUAAUUCUUUACAAUGACUUUAUUUAUUAAAGGGCAGCCAGUUGUAAUUUUUACAGGAUUGUGUGAGCUAUUCAAACUCUUCAACCUCUGAACAGGAUAUUAGCUUCCGUAAACCACAAUGGGGAUAAAAUAUGGAAUUUCUUUUAGGUUUCGUUUCCAUUAAAUGAGAACCCUUAUAAUUCAUAUUGCCAUGAAUUUAACCAUCUCAUUUGCAUAAAGUAGUUCAUCAGCCUGGUCCCAAUAGGCUCAACCAAAGAAAAAGACUCCAAUGAAUGGACAUUAUUACUGAGUCUUCUUGUAAGUAGCCAUAAAUAAACCAAAAUAGUAUCAAAUUUAGGUAUGAAAUUCCACAUGUGCAAAGUACUGUUAAGGUGAUACAUUUUUGAUGAGAUUUUUAAAAAUAUUUGAACUAUUAAAAAGCAUUAUCUUUAAACGUC